Phanerochaete carnosa HHB-10118-sp is the source of this 1209-nucleotide messenger RNA. RefSeq lists its product as uncharacterized. Gene Ontology annotation, biological process: lipid metabolic process. Lineage: Eukaryota; Fungi; Basidiomycota; Agaricomycetes; Polyporales; Phanerochaetaceae. The transcript is spliced from 10 exons. Gene Ontology annotation, molecular function: phosphoric diester hydrolase activity. The coding region runs from base 45 to 1106 and encodes 353 amino acids. The record is from RefSeq and is a predicted model, not a curated record.
CUUCACUACCCUCUCUCUCUCUCUCUCAUCGAUAUCCUCCAAGGAUGCGUCUCUCUUCGACUCUGACGCCGGCCGUCCUCUCUCUGCUGGUCCCGGGAUCUCUCGCGUUAUCUGUUAACCUCCAGUCUCGUGCUACCACAUGCAACGGCUCUCCUGAUCUUUGUAACCGAUCCUAUGGUAACAUUACAUUCGUCGGUGCGCACGACUCCUACGCCGUCGGCAUCAACAAUUUGGCGGCGAAUCAGGAUUAUAAUGUAACUCAGCAACUGACGGAUGGUAUACGACUACUGCAAGUCCAAGCUCAUAACCUCUCCAGCGAUAUUCAACUUUGUCAUACGAGCUGCGAUUUGCUCAACGGCGGCACGUUAGACAACUAUUUGAGUCAAGUGAAAACAUGGAUGGACGGCAACCCUAACGACGUGGUGACCAUGCUCAUCGUCAACUCGGACAAUCUCGACCCGUCGCUUUUUGACCAGGUGUACAAGUCCGCUGGCGUUGACACCUUAUCCUACAACCCGCCGGCUGCAUCGAUGCCAGCAACCGGUUGGCCUACAUUGGGAACCUUGAUCGAUGCGGGAACACGUCUUGUCACGUUCCUCUCUACUACCGCGAAUUUCGCGGAAGUGCCAUACCUCAUUGAUGAAUUCUCCAACGUUUUUGAGACUCCUUUCGAUGUGACAACUACGUUCGAUUGCAGUGUCAACCGCACGAGUGGUGACCCCACCACCCAAAUGUUCCUGAUCAACCAUUUUCUUGAUCAAGUUAUCUUGGGCUUUGCCGCUCCGUUUGUCGAGGAAGCAAACGCUACCAAUGCUGUCAGUGGGUCGAACUCUCUGGGAGAGCAGGUUCAACUAUGCGUGUCCGACUACAAUCGCUCGCCGAAUUUCAUGCUUGUGGACUUUUAUGAGUACGGUAACGGAUCAGUCUUCCAAGUAGCCGCCUCUGCGAAUGGCGUAUCAUACAACCCGACUACACCCAUAGCUACACCUAUCCCCCAAGGGUCUCAGACUAGCUCGGCAUCCGGAAGUGCAGGCACUGUUAGCACAACUUCCACUAGUAUUGGUUUCGCUUUAUCCGUGAUUAUUGGGGCUAUGAGCAUUUCUUAGCGUACUGGCUUUGGACUAUCUGGAGGACUCGGACAUUCAAGUUAUAGACUACAGCUAUGUUAGCAGUGCUUUAAUCGCCAUCACUACUAGUUGGACGCUUGUA